UGUGUAUCAGUCGUUACAGAGUGUAGUGGAUUGGUUCAGAGGGGUGGUUGGAGUUCCUAUGGAAACAAAAUAUAACAGUGUUCUUUUUGGAGGUCUGAUAGGCUCUCUCUACUCUCUGCUACAAUUUCUGUCAUCACCCAUUACUGGGGCUCUUUCAGAUGAUUAUGGAAGAAAACCACUGCUGCUGUUAACAACCGUAGGUCUCAUGGCAUCCUACAUUCUGUGGGCUUUCUCUCACAGUUUUACCAUUUUUCUGCUGUCUCGAGUGGUUGGAGGAAUUUGUAAGGGUAAUGUCAGCCUGUGCACUGCUAUUGUGGCGGACCUGCCUUGCCCUAAAGCAAGAAACAAGGGAAUGGCAAUGAUUGGUGUCGCUUUCUCCUUGGGGUUCACACUGGGUCCAUUAAUGGGAGCAUACUUUGCUCUGAGACUCAACGACGCUGAGGUGUUUUAUCAAGGCCCUGCCUUGCUGGCUGUCCUUUUUUCUUUAGCAGACCUGCUUUUUAUUUUCUUCAUGCUGCCAGAGACUUUACAAAAGGUCAGCACGGGUGCAUCAGAGUCUUCAGGUAUUCAACACUCUGGAGAUCUUAUUUUCCCUGUUGCACUUUUCAAGUUCACUGCCCUCACAAGAACACAGAAUCCACCAUCUGAGCAAAAAAUGCUAAAUCUUAAGGCGCUUGGAUUGGUUUACUUCACAUAUCUGUUUCUCUUCUCUGGGUUGGAAUUCACCUUGAGCUUUCUGACACAUCAGCGCUUCCAAUUUUCCAGCAUGCAGCAGGGGAAGAUGUUCUUUUUCAUCGGCAUUACCAUGGCAGUGAUCCAGGGUGGAUAUGCCCGCAGGAUCAAACCAGGUCAUCAGAUCCAGACUGUUAGCGUGGCAAUUAUAUCACUUAUACCAGCAUUCUUGCUCAUUGGAAUAGCAUGGAAUUUGACACUGCUUUAUUCUGGCUUAUUUUUGUACUCGUUUGCUGCUGCUAUUGUUGUUCCAUGCCUUUCAACACAAGUGUCUGGACACGGCUCAGCCAGUCAGAAGGGGACAGUAAUGGGAAUCCUUCGGAGUCUUGGAGCUUUAGCUCGAGCACUGGGCCCUACUGUGGCUUCUUCAGUGUACUGGUUGGCUGGAGCAGAAUUAUGUUUUAUAAUCAGCUCAAUGUUCUUUAUAGUCCCUCUGAUUUUACUGAGCCGGCUGAGGAGACAGAAGGAGGAAUGAGAUAGAGAGUUUUAGGAUUCAGUCUUGUGUCAUAAGAGGGCCAGACCUCUUUUUCCUUAUUGAAAGGAUUAAAGUCCACUCAAGAAAGUUCCUCUUAAAGUGUUUACAGUGAAAAACAAUAAAAAGUACUUGUGCUUAUGGAAAUUUGUUUAUUUGUUUAAAGAGACGUUAAAUAGUAAGACAUGUCACAAAUGUAUUUUUUACAACACUUAAUUAACACAGAGGUCAACAGAUAUGCAUAUGUUUAUGCCUCUGUGUCAGUGAUACCGUUUUAUAAGAAUGACAUUAUAUGUUUGGCUAAUGUAGCUAUAUAUGCACUGGUAUAUAUAUAUAUAU
Messenger RNA from Sinocyclocheilus grahami, 1543 nucleotides. Its product is annotated as major facilitator superfamily domain-containing protein 10. The record is from RefSeq and is a predicted model, not a curated record. Gene Ontology annotation, biological process: transmembrane transport. Gene Ontology annotation, cellular component: brush border membrane. NCBI's taxonomy places the organism in Eukaryota, Metazoa, Chordata, Actinopteri, Cypriniformes, Cyprinidae. The transcript has 11 exons. The coding region runs from base 59 to 1207 and encodes 382 amino acids. Gene Ontology annotation, molecular function: transmembrane transporter activity.